CCCAAUAUAGCUCUGAGAAAAUCUAUAUGACUAGGCUGGUGUUGGGAGCCUGGUGGAAUACAAGUUAAUGGAAGCCUGCAUUGACAUAAGCAUGGUAAGCCAAUACCCAUGACUCAGAAGGGAAACCCUUCAAAAGAAGGAUCUAUUUUUUUCCCCUGUUGGACUCUUUAACUGGGUAAUAUCUCCAUGCCACUCCCUCCAAUGAGGUGUUGGUCAUUUUCCAUCACCUCUGUGGUGCUGAAAUUUGGAUGAUGUCUGUCAGGAGACUUAAAGGCUGCUGCUGCAUGUCACAUUUCAAUGAGGACAAUGGCAGGUUUGUCCUUUUAGCAGUGCUCAUUGUGGCAUACCUGACUGCUGGAGCUACCAUCUUCUCAGCCAUUGAGAGCCCAUCUGAAGCAGAAGCGCAGCAUCGUUGGAACCGGACUCUUCAGAACUUCAGCCAGAUCUUCAACAUUAGCCUCCCUGAGCUGAAGGCCUUCUUACGAAGCUAUGAGGCAGCCAUGGCUGCAGGUAUUAGAGUAGAUGCCCUCCGACCAAGAUGGGACUUCACAGGAGCUUUCUAUUUUGUGGGCACAGUGGUUUCAACAAUAGGUUUUGGGAUGUCCACACCAGCAACAGUAGCGGGUAAAGCCUUCCUUAUCAUUUAUGGUCUCUUUGGGUGUGCUGGAACCAUCUUGUUCUUCAAUCUCUUUCUAGAACGGAUUAUCUCACUUUUGGCUUUGGUCAUGAAGGCUUGCCGUGAGAGACAGCUGCGAAGAAGUGGCCUUCUACCUCCAACCUGCCGAAGGGGCUCCACCGUGUCUGAUGUGGACAGCCUGGUUGGGUGGAAGCCAUCGGUCUAUCACGUGAUGCUAAUUUUGGGAAUCUUUGCCAUUACUCUUUCUUGCUGUGCCUCUGCCAUGUACACGGCUGUGGAAGGAUGGAAUUACAUUGACUCCUUGUACUAUUGUUUUGUCACCUUCAGCACCAUCGGAUUUGGUGAUCUGGUGAGCAGUCAAAAUGCUGUCUACCAAAAUCAGGGAUUAUACAGAUUUGGGAAUUUCACAUUUAUAUUAAUGGGGGUAUGCUGCAUAUAUUCUCUUUUUAACGUCAUCUCAAUUGUAAUCAAGCAGGUUUUAAACUGGAUGCUAAGAAAGUUUCGGUGCAGAUGUUGCCCAGAUUGCAAUAAGCCAACUGCCCGCCUUGGGCGGCGCAAUGCCAUCACACCUGGAUCCCGCUUCCGCCGGCACAAUUUCUCUAUAGAAACAGAUGGACAAUAUGAUAGUGACACAGAGGGGAGAAGGCUUUCGGGUGAGAUGAUCUCCAUGAGGGAUCUCACAGCUUCUAACAAAGUCUCCCUGGCGCUUCUGCAGAAGCAGUUAUCGGAGACAGCCAAUGGCUACCCCCGGAACGUCUGCAUCAGCACCAGGCAAAAUGAUUUUUCAGGCGGAGUUGGGGCUUUAGCGAUCAUGAACAAUAGACUGGCAGAAACGAGUGAUUCUAGGUAGAAAUUUUGAAAUUACCUUCUCUAAC
This is a messenger RNA of Candoia aspera, 1512 nucleotides long. RefSeq names its product potassium two pore domain channel subfamily K member 12 (gene KCNK12). Gene Ontology annotation, molecular function: potassium ion leak channel activity; outward rectifier potassium channel activity. The coding region runs from base 249 to 1487 and encodes 412 amino acids. Gene Ontology annotation, cellular component: plasma membrane. The transcript is spliced from 2 exons. The record is from RefSeq and is a predicted model, not a curated record. Lineage: Eukaryota; Metazoa; Chordata; Lepidosauria; Squamata; Candoiidae. Gene Ontology annotation, biological process: potassium ion transmembrane transport; stabilization of membrane potential.